AUGAUAUUUUAUAUACCAAUUACCCCUCUGGCAGGAGAGGAGAAAGCAAAGGGCGUAGAAAACAAAGUAUCGCGCAGUGUCAAGGCCCCACGACCUCCAAGGUACAAUGUAAAGUACCUGGACUUCGACAACCUACCUGACACAAAUUUCUCAUGUGAAGGAAAGGUUAUUGGAGGAUACUACGCAGAUGUGGAGACUGGUUGCCAGAUGUUCCACGUCUGCACCAUUGGUCAGAAGGGGGAGAUUACUGACAUAAAGUUCCUUUGCCUCAAUGGCACAGUUUUUGAUCAAGAGACACGUGUCUGUGAACGAGUUGAUGAAGUGGACUGUUCGAAGACCGAAGGUUUCUAUGGUCUUAAUCUCGAAUUGUAUGGAAACACGGGUGCAACAUAUGGCCAGGAGGAGCCUGAAGAAGCUGAAGAUCAUGAAGAAUCACAGAGCCGACACAGUCAAACCCAAAGUAGUUCUCCUUCACCUCCAACCACCCCAUCUCCUCCAACAACUCUGAAAACUACUUCUCCCACCACACCUACAACAGUAGUCACCACAACAUCUCCUCCACCAACCUCCACAACACCCGCCCACCCCUUCACCCCACCAACAACCAUAUCAACAAUAUCUUCCACUCUGCAUCCUUUCAGUCAAAAACCACACACAGUCCACUUUUCUUCAACAUCAUCCCCACAUUCAGUAUCAUCCUCAUUCCUUACAUUCCCAAGUGGUGGAGACCAUGUGUUUGAGACAGCUCCUGAAGGAAGCGGAGGCCAUAGCCCUGACCUGGAUCACUUCCCUCCUCCUUCAUCGUCUUCUAGCUCCUGGCCUCAAGUAAACCUCCAGAGCGGAGGGGGAAGUGGAAUUAUUCACCAGACUGAUUCUUCUCCUUUUCAUGCACUCAAAACCACACCAAAACCUGUGAAUUUGUUUGGAACGAGUGCUCACAGCAACAGCCAUUCAAAUCAUCAAUUCUUAUUCUCUACAACUAAAGCACCAUCACACUUCUUUUCAGGGAAGAGUCCUGGUGGCUUUUCAGUGACAUCUCAUCCCCCAGUGACCCAGUUUCCACUGAAGAAUGCUGGACAUUUAAUCCAAACUAACAUACCUCCUGAUUUCUACCACGAUCAAAAUAGAAAUCGCCAAACGCAAAAAAAUUCACAAGGUUAUCUGGGACGUCAGUCAAACGUUCAAAUAGUACCCAAUCCUAUACAUUUCCAAUACACUGGCAGACCAACUGAACAACAUCAUGUUUUCACUACUCCAUCUGUACAGUCUACUGUAGUAUCGUCUACAAGCAGUGUUUCAAGUGUUAAAACAACUAUAAAACACCCAGAUACCCACAAUACACAAAAUCCUCCAGCUAAUGUUAACAGCUUUGCGUUUGGCAUUAACAGUGGAUUAAGCCCUUCAACUUUUGUUGAUGAAAAAUCUCACUCCAAUGACACCCAACACCUUACAUCACCUCCAACAUCUUAUGAUGAAUAUCAUGAAAGAGAUGUGGCCCUUGAUCCAUUUUUUAAGGAUGUACCCCGGAUCUCACUAAAACAAGGCCGAGGCAACAGAAGAAAGAGGCAAACACAAGAUAUUCAGCGAACCAGAGGAAGUCGCAGGUUUAGAAACAAGCCAGCUUCGCAACAAACGACUCAACCAGAGUCAGAAGAAAGUAGCAGUAUUACUUCAAAUAGAAGGCAAUCACAGACUCUUCCCACAAUAAGACAGAAUUAUGUUCCCACAGCUCCUUCUUUAAAUAUUGAUUCCUCUCAAGAACCUAAUGCAGAUGCUCCAACCACAGAAAUUUCUAAACGAUUACCAUCAAGACGCAAAUCAUCUUUUAAUACAAGAGAUUCUCAGAGGAGUGUAACUAGAGACUCAGUGGUUCAAGAAACUCAAGUUCAGCAAGCAGGCCUGAAUGACCAUAGAAGUAGGCAGAAGCAGCAAACAAUCAAUGUUCAACCAAAAGCAACAGAGGAAGUGCUACUUGAAACAACAAGUGAGCUUCCAACAACUACAACUACAAGACAGCCUCUACCAGAAACAAGUUUCACAUGUGAUGGUAAAGUAGUUGGAGGAUAUUAUGCAGACCCUGAAGCAGACUGCCAGCUAUUCCAUAUCUGUGUGCUUGGAAGACAUGGAAAAAUACGAGAUGAUAAGUUUUUAUGCGGCCCCGGUACACGUUUUGAUCAAAUGUCUCGCACCUGCCAAACAAAGCAUUUGGUGAACUGUAAUCUUGCCACAUCAUUGUACCAUGUCAACUUGCCAUAUCAUUUUCCGGAGGACAAUGAACCAGUACCUGAUCUAAUGUUUGAGUCACAUAAAGUAUCGAAACGAGCAACACAAAAAGGAGCUUUACAAGAUGAUGAAGGAGCUCUGGACAACCCACCAGAAACAGACUUCAGUUGUGAUGAUAAACCAGAAGAUGGACUGUAUGCUGAUGUUGAAACAAACUGCAAAUAUUUUCAUUUAUGCCAGAAGGGGGAAAAUGGCCACCUCCAUUUAGUUUCUACAUUUGCAUGUCCUUCAGGAACAUCUUUCAACCAGUACGAAGGCAGCUGUGAUGCUUCUAAAGAAGUAGAGUGUGAAAUAUUUUCGCAACCUGAACAUUUGUUUGCAAGAUCUAAUUCCAGAAAUAAAAGACAGACUGCAAAAGAUUUUCUCAAAUCAGCAGUCCAAUUUAAGUUACCACUAAACAUAUAUCGCAAUAAACGUAACGCAGAUCAAGACAUUCCUGACACAGACUUCAGUUGUGAGGAUAAAUUGGAAGAAGGACUGUAUGCUGACACAGAAACAAACUGCAAAUACUUUCAUUUAUGUCAAAAGAAUAAGAAGGGUCAUUUAUUUUUAGUUUCUUCAUUUGUGUGCCCUCCAGGAACAUCUUUUAACCAACGUGAAGGAAACUGUGAUGCUUCUAAAGAAAUAGACUGUGAAAUUUAUUCUCAACCAGAACACUCAUUUGCCAAAUCUAAAUCAAGGAACAAAAGAAAUGCACAAGAAAGAUCAAUGGAAGAAACACAAAAUAAAUUACACCAUUUGGAAAAUCGCUACACAGCAAGUUCUCUGCAAAACCCUCCUGCUACAAAUUUCCACUGUGAAGAUAAGCCUCAGGAAGGAUUGUAUGCUGACACUGAAACAGAUUGCAAAUAUUUCCAUUUGUGUCAAAAAAGUAAAAAUGGCCUUUAUUUAGCUUCAACUUUUGAAUGUCCCCCAGGCACAUUAUUCAACCAGCAUGAAGGCAACUGUGAUGCUUCUCAAGAAAUAGACUGUCAAAUCUACUCACAACCUGGCCAUUCAUUUGCAAAAUCUAAAUCUAGGAGCUCAAGGAGCAUAAUACAAGAUCACCCAUUCAUUGUAAAACAUCACAAACGUGAGGUUGAUCAAGAAAGUACAGAAUCAUAUUACACUGAUGAUGAAAUACAAUCAGCAGAAAGAGGUGACCACUCAGAAGCAAGUUAUGAAGAUAUCUCUGAAGGGGAAUUAUACGAUUCUUCUGGAGAGGUAACUCACACUGAAGAGAGUGGUUCAUUCCAUGAAGAAAAUAAUACGCGAAAGCAAGUCAGACAACAUGAAAAUAAGAAGUCUCCCGGUCAAACUACAAAAAAGAGUGAUGAAAUUAGUUAUGAAAGUACAGAAGCAGAAAUAUCAGAAGAAAAAGAUUUUGAAACCCAUUCCCUUGAAAAUACUAAAACCCAGAGCGGAGAAGGAGAAGAAUACAUCAACGAAAAAUCUAGUUCUCAAGAAUCACAUGAAACAGAAGACAAUGAAAGUAAUGAAGACAAAGCAAAGAGAAAAACUGCAGAUCCUAAAAGAGAAUCUGAUAAAGAAUCUCAUGAAAUACAAGAAAGUGAAAGCCAUGAAGAUAAAGCAAAAAGAAAAACUUUAAAUUCUGAAGAAUAUGAAUCAGAAUCACAUGAAAUACAAGAAAGUGAAAGCCAUGAAGACAAAGGUAAGAGAAAAAAUGUAAAUUCCAAAGAAGAACCUGACACAGAAAGUGAUGAAAGUGAGAGAGACAGUGCAAGUAUUGAGAACAACACAGAGGAAGAAGAUGAUAAAGUUGAAGAAAUGCAUAAAAAUUCAUCGAAUGAAAAUACUUCUGUAAAGGAAAAUAAUGAAUCACAACUAAAUUCUGAUGAAGACUUUGGCACAACAGAACGCGAAACAUCUGCAGACAGCAUUGGCAAUAAUCACAAAGGAGGUGAAUCCAAAACCACAAACAAAAAUAUUGCAAAUGAUAGUGACAGAAUAUUUACAAGCACACUAUCAGAAGAAAUUAAAACAGAAAAUGAAGAUGAACCAAAUAUAUCAAUUGAAUACACUCAUGAUGUUCCUCAAACAAAAGAAAACCUUUCCGUUGAAGAUUCUGACUCUGUGCUCAAAGAAAACUCAAAACACAAAAUUAAUUUCACUAAAGAUUCUGACACAGAGGACAACAUUCAACACAAGAAAAGCACAGACCAGAACAGUCAGGUAGAAGAAAGCAAAACUUUAUUACAAAAGAAAGAAUCAGGAAAUCCAUUCAAGACCAAAGUAAAUGAGUUGUUGCUGAAACUGAAUGCAUCAGCUGAAGAUAUACACAAAAUAGAAGUUAAUGCAAGUGAUGAUUACUAUGAUUACUACACUUAUGAUGAACCCCUUUUGGAACUAGAGGAACUCAAAGAGAAGAUACUAUCAGUUGACAAUUCUCCUAAAAAUAAAGAAAAUAAUUCCUCAGAUGAAAUUAAUUCUUCUGAAACAGAAAAAAUUAGAGAAGAAAUUUUAGCGAAGGAAGUUCCUGAAUUAACAACUGAAGAACAGAAUUUUGCAAAAGCACAAACGAAUGCCAAGGCUCAAGAUCCUGAAAAAUAUGACCAACAUAAAAAUGGAAAAUUAGACAGUUUAGCUUCUCCUUCAGAUGAGAGAAUCUCUUCAGAAGUUGUAAGUGAUAUUCCUACAGCAACUUCAGUACUUGAAAGACACAAAACAUUUGCAGAAGAUGACUCUUUUAUAACUACCACUGUUAAAAUUAAUCAUGACUAUAUAGAUGAUAAAAUGACAGAAAAUAUUGAGCGUAUAGCAAAUACCGAGAAUCCUAAUAGCAGAUAUAUUCUCGAAUCUGAACCUUCUGAAGUAAACAAACCUGAAACAUUAACAAAAAAUGAAGAUAGAACAAUAACAUUUUCAGAAGCUACUUCAGAUCAAGACUCGAUAACUAAUGCAGCAAUUACUGUAUCUUCCUUGCAGGUCAUAGACAAAAAGACAAAUAAUGAUAGUAAUGAUACAGAGAACAGCAAUGAAUUACCCAAAAAAGAUAUUUUGCUUACAGAUUCUGAUGAAAAUUCAGACUCAACUACUGAGAUUUUAUACACUACAUUUGCUCCUGAUACAAGUACUGAAACAACUACACCUGUCUCCACUACCCCUUCUAAUUUACUUCAUCCAUACAAAUCACGACCAGUAUACAGGACCUGGAGAACCACCACUCCGCCCCCUCCAGUAUCUAUUCGUCCAAACAGUUCUCUGAGAUUACCAAGACCUACCAGGCGAGGCAAUAAAGGGGCGCAUACAUCUAGUAAUAAAAGAGUAAUCCAAGGAGAAAAGGAAAAAACACGAUCUCCUAAUGAGCGCACUAAUCAAGUACUGCCACAAGAAAAAUCCAAAGAAGAAUUUAAAGUUAAAAAUAAUUUUGAUACACGAGAACCAUUCAAAAACAAAUCUGCUGAAUCUGCUUCUAAGCCAUCAACGGAAAAAAUUGCUUUACCUGAUGUUAAGAUGACUCAACAACAACCUGAUGAAUUGUUCAUGACAACAGUGCCACAAAUAACAUCAACAGAAAAAGUUCCCCAGACAAAUAGUCAAAAUGUAGAUCAAAAAACAUAUUCUGAUUCAAAUUCUGGUAAUUCUGAUAAAACAGUUAGUUAUACUUCUUUAGAGGACUACAGAACAGUAGAUUAUGAUGGAAUGACACCAUCUUCGGUUCUUCCAACAUUUUCUAGGAAAAAUUUCUUCGUUGACAGAGAAGAUCAAAAAAUUACCAAGGCAGGCAUUACAACCUCAACCACAAUAACAACAACAACUCCAGUAACAACAACAGUGUGGGAAUCUGAGACUGAGAACCUGCCUGUUAGCAAUGUACCAAUAGAAGAGAUCUAUGCUUUAACUUCAAUAGAGGAACAGACACCUCAAUCCAUUGAUGAUUUGCACCAAGAUACUAAGAGUAGGACUUUCACAUGUAAUGGUAAGGAGCUACACCAAUACCAUCCUGACCCAUUAGACUGCCAUCUUUUCCACUACUGUUCUCAAGGUUUCCACAGUCGACAACUGCUAGAUUUUAGGUUCAUGUGUGAUAAAGGAACUGCAUUUAGCCCUGAGUCUCAUCGUUGUGAAAAUGAAGAUGAAACGUUGUGUGGAAAUCUACACAAUUAGUUGACUGAUUAAAUUAGGUUGUACUCACUGUGUAACUUGAAUUUUAAAAUGAACUGAUUUUUGAAGUAUUAAACAUUUUUAUAGAGAUAUUAUCACCGAAAUGGCUUGCAACAUAUAUCGACAAGAUUAUGUCUGUAAUCUGAAGAAUCAUGUGUCAAUGAGAAUUGCUUUUUGAACAUCACAAACUAGAAUAUAAUUGCACAUGAAUAAUACUCAUCUUUUCAGUUGAAAAGGUUAUCAUGAAUUGAAAGUCUGUGAGGGAAGUGAUUGGUUAAACCUUUUCUGGAAAACAGCAUAGUGCAAUUCAUCAUUUGGAAACCAAAGUGCAAAAGGUUUUCAAUGACUGUAAAAUAGAAUAAACUUUCUCUAUGUGCUUUUCCGUAAAGGUUUUCCACUUUCCCAGUUUGGAGAUUAUUUUAGUAUUUUAUUAUAUUGAAUUGUAUUUCAACAAAGUAUAAAACAUAAAUAAAUUGUAUUUUUCCUUCUUUAAAGCAAGGAAGUGUGUUAAAAAUAGCAAAAUGUGUGAUACGAGAAGUUGUUUAUCAAUAAAUAUGCAAAUUAUA
Gryllus bimaculatus (two-spotted cricket) is the source of this 6953-nucleotide messenger RNA. Lineage: Eukaryota; Metazoa; Arthropoda; Insecta; Orthoptera; Gryllidae. The record is from the annotation of a GenBank genome assembly.